AUGUCUCACGCCAAUGGCCAUCAGUCUAGUUUCAGACCUAACACCGGCAAUGAUGCUCUUCCAACGCCUUUAUCCGACAAACCGAUCCUUAUGUCACCAGCGUCGUCGCAGGCAUCACCCCCUCCGGGUGACACCGUGCAGGAGCCUAUUGCAGAGCCAAUGGCCAUCUGCGGCAUGGGCAUGAGGCUGCCUGGAGGCAUUCGAGACGCAGAGGGCUACUGGGACCUAUUGUACAACAAGAGGUCUGGCCGGUGCAAGGUCCCCGCGAGCCGUUACAACGUCGAUGCCUGGUACGGACCGGGCAAGAUUGGCCACGUAGCCAGCAAGUAUGGUUACUUUCUACAAGAUGUCAAUCUCGCCAACAUGGACGCCUCGUUCUGGUCCAUGACCAGGCAGGAGAUUGAAGCGAUGGAUCCCCAGCAGCGGCUAACGCUCGAGGUGACAUAUGAGUGCCUGCAGAAUGCCGGCCAGAUCCCGGAGCAGCUUCGCGGCAAAAAAGUCGGAGUCUACCUGGGCACCUUUGAGGGAGAUUGGCAGGAGCUCGACGGCCGAGAUCCGUUGCACUACCACAUGUACCGCUUAACCGGAUAUGGGGAUUACAUGUCUGCUAAUCGUAUUCACUACGAGUUUGGCUUCAUGGGCCCUAGCGUGACCAUCCGCACCGCCUGCUCGUCCUCGCUCACAGGGCUGUACGAUGCCUGCAGGGCCAUCUCGUCGGGCGAAUGCGAGUCAGCCGUUGUGGCCUGUGCAAACAUCAUCUACUCGCCUCGGACUUCGGUCACGAUGCAGGAACAAGGCGUCAUCUCGCCGACCGGGAUCUGCAAAACAUUCGACGCCAAAGCCGAUGGGUAUGCCCGCGGAGAAGCCGUGUCCGCCAUCUAUGUAAAAAGGCUAAGCGAUGCCAUUCGCGACGGCGACCCGGUGCGCUCUGUGAUUCGCUCGACUUGCAUCAACGCCGGAGGAAAGGCAACAACCCUGACAGCACCUAGCACGGCUGCGCACGAGAUGCUCAUCAGGCGAGGACAUGAGCUGGCCGGGAUCCAUGACUUUUCCAAGACGGCCAUGAUUGAGUGUCACGGCACAGGAACCACGGUUGGGGAUCCCAUCGAAGCAGCCGCUGUGGCCAACGUGUUUGGCGAGCACGGCAUCUAUAUUGGUUCGGUAAAGCCGAACCUGGGGCACAGCGAGGGUGCCUCGGGCCUUUCCAGUAUCAUCAAGAUGACACUAGCUUUAGAGAACAAGACGAUUCCGCCCAAUAUCCAUUUCACUACACCAAACCCAAAGAUUCGGUUUGAUGAGUGCAAGCUUAAAGUACCAACUGAGCCCCUGCCCUGGCCACAAGAUCGCGAUGAGCUUGUUGGAGUAAACUCGUUUGGCAUUGGCGGCUCCAACGCGCAUGUACUUUUGGGAUCGGCCGAGUCGUUUGGAAUCUUUCAGACUCACCCGAAGCCUAUAGAUGCAGCGGACCAGGCUCUAGACGAGCUGACACCUCAGCUGCUGCUCUUCUCAGCCAAACACCCGAUGGCACUGUCGCGCACCAUAUCCGAGCACGAAGCGUAUAACAUCUCCCACCCAGACUCACUACAGGACAUGUGCUACUCUUUGGCACUUAAACGUGAGAAACUAAUUCACCGUGCAUUUGUUGUUACCGAUGGCGAGGAUGCCUGGCAGCCCUCCCGCGUCCGCCAGGCCAGCGUCAAAGCUGCGCCGCCCAAGCUUGUGUUUGUCUUUAAUGGACAGGGUGCGCAGUGGCCGCAAAUGGCAAAGAAACUGGUGCAGCAGAGCAAUCUGUUCCGCCAGAGGCUUGAGAAUAUGCAAGCGAUCCUGCAGUCCCUACCAGAUGGGCCUGCGUGGAGCUUGAUUGAUACCCUUUUGGCACCCAAGGCCAGUAGCCGUCUCACCGAGGCCGAGAUCUCGCAACCGUGCUGUACCGCCGUCCAGGUUGCGCUGGUCGAUCUGCUUGGCCACUACGGCGUGCGGCCUGACGCCGUGGUAGGGCAUUCUAGCGGCGAGAUUGCUGCAGCGUAUGCUAGCGGUGCCAUCUCAACCGAGGCGGCCAUGCGAAUUGCCUACUAUCGCGGGCUGGUAAUGCCGCUGCUCGACGCGACCAGCAGGCUCGGUGGCAUGGCAGCUAUCGGGCUGAAGCCACAAGACAUCAAGCCGCUGCUGCAGUCGGGAGUUGUUGUCGGGUGCGAGAACAGCCCCUCCAACACGACAAUCACGGGAGACAAGGAUGCCUUGGACAAGACCAUGGAUAGUAUCCGUGCCGCAUAUCCCGGAGUAUUGGUUCGCAAGCUGCACGUUGACCGGGCCUAUCACUCUCCACACAUGCAAGUCAUCGCCCCAACGUAUCUGCGGCUACUUGAGCGACAGCUCAUAUCGGCCUCGGCGCCAGCCGUGCCUUUUUACUCGAGCGUCACGGGUGGGCAGGUGACUGAGGCUGGCACAUUGGGCGCGGCAUACUGGGUUCAAAACUUGACUUGUCCAGUGCUCUUUUCCACUGCUCUGGGCCAAGCUCAUUCGAGUUCGGCCGCUUUGCAGACCUUCUUAGAGCUAGGGCCUCACCCAGCUCUAGUUGGCCCGGUUCGCGAGACUCUCGGCCAAUUCUCUUCAUCUUUCGACCACGUCAAGACGCUGAGCCGAGGCCAGGACUCGUACCGCGACAUGCUGCACUGCAUCGGUGAGAUGUGGCUGCGGCAGGUUCCCGUAGAUGUUGCAGUGGCAGCAGGGCAAGGGCACUUUUUGACAAACUUGCCCCUGUAUCCAUGGCACUACGACGACGGCGACGACGAGCAGCUCUGGUUUGAAAGUCGUCUUUCCAAGGAGUGGCGUUUGCGCCAGUUUCCGCAUCACGAUGUCUUGGGUUCGCGAGUUCUCGAGAGCACGAAUCACAGCCCCAGCUGGCGCAACAUUAUUCGUCUCGAUGCGGUGCCCUGGAUCAAGGAGCAUGAGGUUGCCGGCAGCAUCGUUUUUCCAGGCGUCGGCUACGUCUGCAUGGCCGGCGAGGCUGUUCGACAACUGACGGGUAGCGAGUCCUUUACUGUCAGACGGGUGCACAUCAAAUCAGCUCUUGUGAUGCACCAGGGCGUAGACGUCGAGGUCUUGACGGAGCUACAUCGUGCGCCACUAACGUAUGCGCUCGACUCCAAGUGGUACAGCUUCAGCAUCUCGUCGCUACACAAUGGUACUUGGACCAAGCAUAGUUUUGGCCAAAUCUCAGCUGGCGCCGACAAGGCACACACUGCGCCCAAGAUUUGUCCCAAGGCGCGGUCGCUGUCAAGUCGAGGGUGGUAUCGCAAGAUGCGUGCCAUGGGACUCGAGUACGGACCGCGGUUCAUGGGCCUGAAGGACAUGUCGGCGCAUCCCGUUGAGCGCACCGUAGUCGCGAGCCUGACCAACGACAUGCGCGAUGGCGAGUCCCAGUACGCAGUGCAUCCCGUCACGCUGGACUGCUUUAUCCAGGCCAUUGCGCCGGCGACCUUUCACGGCCUCACUCGCCGGUUCAACACCCUGGGACUGCCCACGUACAUUGAAGAGAUGUAUGUGGCGCCGCCGCUCCACAAGGAUAUGCAGAUUGAGGUUCGCGCCGAUAAGGAACCCAAGGCAACCCUCUCGGGAGAUAUUACGGCUCUUUCAGGCGGCCAGGUUGCCAUUGAGAUGAAAGGUUUGCAAAUGUCGGCCAUUGAAGAUUCCUCCGACCUGCAGGACCCAAACCGCCAUGCGGCCGUAGAGCUCGAGUGGAAGGAGGAUCUGCACCUACAAGCCUCAGUUGAGCAUCUCAUAGAGCCGGCAAGUGACCGGACAGCUGUGUAUGCCCUGUUGAACGAAUUUGCCGCUGUCUGCAUGCAGAGGACCUCGGACAAGAUGCACACCUUGGCACCAUGCGCAGCAGGUGUAGCUCAUCUACAACACUACAAGACGUGGCUACAUGAUGCCACGCAGCACGCGUCACGCAAACAACUUGGCCUGGGCGCGACGACGUUGCGAAGCAUCGACGAGCUCUACCGAGAGCUGCAGUCAUCCGAGGCCAAGGCUGCCGCAGAGGCCAUGUACCGCAUCCACGAUGACUGCGCCAGCCUCUUUUCCGGGCAAGUCGAUGGUCUCGAGCUGCUCCUCCGGGACGACGUGCUUCAUCAACUGUACGAUUUCAUGCAAAACAGCAAGUACGAUGCCUUGCUAGACCUUGCUGCCCAUCGAAAGCCAAACAUGCGCGUUCUCGAGAUCGGAGCCGGUACUGGCGGGACCACGGCUACCGUACUUCCUGCGCUGCGGUCUCGUUACGGCGAGAGAAUGUACUCGUCGUAUACGUACACUGACAUUAGUGCCGGCUUCUUUCCUGCCGCUCGCAAACGGUUUGAGGCGUAUUCUGCUGUUGAAUUCGCCGUCUUGGACAUUGCCAAGGACCCGAUUGAGCAGGGAUAUGAACCGAAUUCAUUUGACCUUGUUAUUGCUUGUAAUGUGCUUCAUGCUACACCUUCCUUGCGGGCGACUCUGGAAAACGUUCACACCCUCUUGCAUCCCGAGGGCCGCCUCUUUCUUCAAGAGCUCUCUCCAGCUACAAAAUGGAUCAAUUUCAUCAUGGGUAUCCUCCCGGGAUGGUGGCUGGGCGAGCAAGAUGGUCGUUUCCCCGAGCCAUACGUCUCUGCUGAGCGCUGGGACCAGGAGCUUCUCUCUGCAGGCUUCAGCGGAGCCGCCUUGAGGAGCUACGACGGAUUCCUCAACAACAACAUUGUAUCAACACCGUGCCGCGUGCUAGAUGAAGCCAAAUCUCGGACCAGGCUUACCGUUCUCUACUCAGCUAGCCGUCCAUCCCCAGCGCAAACCGUAGUCGAUAUCCUGACAGGCCACGGAUACACGACCGGGCUUCAGGCCAUCGAGAGCAUAGAGGAAGCCAAUCUUCCGGAGAGCGGGGACGUUUUAUCCCUCCUUGAUCUGAGCGAACCCUUUUUCCACGAGCUCGAUGCGGUCAAGUUUUCGAACCUGCAAAAGCUGCUAGCUCAGGUACAAAACGUCGGCGGAGGCAUCCUGUGGGUAACAGGCGCCGCCCAGGUGCGCUGCGUAGACCCGCGGUACGCCAUGGUCAACGGCUUCGCACGCGUCAUGCGCACAGAAAUGAGCCUUGACUUUGCAACCCUCGAGCUGGACAGGUUCGAUUACGAUGGCUUGGCCGUUGUGCCGCGCGUUUUGCGCGAGUUCCAGCUUCGCUUGAGCGAAGAUGCUGUGAAUCCCACGCUAGAAUGGGCGUACGACAGAGGAAAGAUGCUCAUCAGCCGUUAUCACUAUAUACAAGUGGAAGAGGAGCUCAAGAUGGAAGGCACUGCGCAAGGUGACCAGGCGCGCACCUCCAAGCUGGUUCAAGAUAGAUCCGGAUUGAUUGAUACGCUUUGCUGGCGGCAGGAGCUGCAGGCACCUUUGCUUGACGAAUGCGACGUCUUGGUUCAGGUCAAGGCAGUUGGCCUAAACUUCAAGGAUGUUCUCAUCAGUACCGGCGUCAUCAGUGCAAAGUCGUCCAUUGGCAGAGGCUUCGGUUACGAAGGGAGCGGUAUCGUUGUCGCCGUCGGCGCCAACGUUGCCAAGCUCACUCCCGGGGACAGAGUCAUCAUGAGCUCCAGCGGCUGCCUCGCCACCACCAUGAGCCUGGACCAGAGGCUGUGUGUCAAGAUGCCAGACAAUAUGACGUUCCUGGAAGGCGCCACCAUGUCAGCAGUCAACUGCACAGCAAUCUACGGCUUGCUCGACUCCGGAAAGCUCACCAAGGGGAGCACGGUCCUGAUUCAUUCUGCCGCUGGUGGUGUAGGCAUUGCUGCUAUGCAAAUCGCAAAAAUGGUAGGGGCUACAAUAUACGCAACCGUCAGUAGCGAGGAAAAGAUUGACUACCUUGUCAAGGCGUUUGACCAGCCUCGCGAGCGCAUCUUUCACUCGCGUACCGGAGACUUCCUACAGCAUGUCAUGGCGGCUACCGACGGCGUUGGGGUCGAUGUGGUUCUCAAUUCGCUGUCGGGCGAACUGCUGCACGCGUCGUGGAAGUGCGUUGCCGAAUUUGGCACCUUUGUUGAAAUCGGUCGGAGGGACUUUGUCGGUCAGGCCGUGCUGGAUAUGCAGUUGUUUGAGCCAAACAGAAGGUUUAUUGGCUUUGACCUGCUCUUGUUUGCCACCAAGAGACCGCAUGUCAUCGAAGGCAUAAUGGAGCGCGUCAUGAGCUUUUGCAACUUGGGCUUCAUCCAGCCCAUCCGACCUAUGGCAAUCUUCCCAGCACACAGCGUCAAGGAGGCUUUCCGCUUCAUGCAGAGAGCUCAGCAUAUUGGAAAGAUUGUACUGGAGAUGCCUGAAGAGCACAACCAGCCCUCAUUGUGCUCGUCGAUAUCGCCACAGCCACUUGCGCUGCAGCCCGACGGUGCUUACCUGUUCGUCGGCGGCCUCGGCGGCCUCGGCCGGGCAGUCGCCACUUGGCUCGUAGAGUACGGCGCAAGGCAUCUGGUCUUUUUGUCGCGCUCUGCCGAAUCUUCUGCCGACGCGGCAGAUUUUCGCGAGGAGCUUAAUCAGCUGUCGUGCCACGCGACUCUGGUAGCCGGCGACGUGGCAAAGCUGCAAGACGUUGAGCGCGCUAUUCAAGCUGCCAAGAUGCCAAUUGUAGGUAUUCUGCAGGCGUCUAUGGUUCUGCGUGACACCAACGUCUCCGAGAUGACUUGGCACGAGUGGCAAGCUGCCGUCCAGCCCAAGGUGGCAGGAACAUGGAAUCUGCACAAAGCGCUUAUACGCUGCCAGCCUAGCCAGACUCUAGACUUCUUCUUCAUGUUCAGCUCGGCCGGCGCCAUCAGCGGCCAAUGGGGCCAGUCCAACUACAACGCAGGCAACACGUUUCUCGACGCAUUUGUAUCGUACCGCCACUCGCUCAAGCUGCCGGCGUCGGUAGUCAACAUUGGAGUCAUCGAAGACGUGGGCUACGUUAGCGAGAACCCGGAUAUUCUCGAUUCUCUUCGAUCCACAUCCCAGCACCUCAUGCAAGAGUCUGAGCUGCUCGAGUCGAUUGAGCUGAUGCUGCGUCGCUCCAGCCAUCGCUUCUCUUCUCACCAACAGUUGGGACCCCCUUACGUCGACAGGUCGCGGAUUGGCGUCGGCAUGCGCUCCACACUGCCCAUCAUGUCGCCCAAUAACCGCACCAUCUGGCGCAAGGACCCUCGCAUGCUUGUGUACCGAAACCUGGAGAAGGCCGCCGACGCGCAGACUGCCGACGACGGUGAUGGUGACGACCAGACCCUGUCCAACUUCCUCAGGGGCGCCAGUACGAACGUGAUGGUGCUCAAAGCGCCAGAGACUGCAUUGCUGCUCGCGGGCGAGAUUGCCAAGACGCUGUUUGGUUUUCUGAUGAAGACUAGUAUCGACGAUGCAUGUCUGGACGCACCGCUGGCCACUAUCGGUAUUGAUUCGCUUAUUAGCAUUGAGCUUCGCAAUUGGCUGAGGCGCAAGGUCGGUGUCGAAUUUGCUGUUUUGGAGAUUUUCCAAGCCCCAAAUAUUCGAGCGCUGGGCGUGGUGGCUCAGGGGAAGCUCGUGGACAAGUUUCAAGCGCUUUUAUAG
This is a messenger RNA of Beauveria bassiana ARSEF 2860, 7575 nucleotides long. Its product is annotated as polyketide synthase, putative. The record is from RefSeq and is a predicted model, not a curated record. The transcript is spliced from 14 exons. Gene Ontology annotation, molecular function: oxidoreductase activity; phosphopantetheine binding; fatty acid synthase activity. Gene Ontology annotation, biological process: secondary metabolite biosynthetic process; fatty acid biosynthetic process. Bases 1 to 7575 code for a protein of 2524 amino acids. Lineage: Eukaryota; Fungi; Ascomycota; Sordariomycetes; Hypocreales; Cordycipitaceae.